AUGCCCAGGUUGCACGAAGAAAUCAAUGAUUUUUACGAAUACAUGUCCCCAACCCCAGAAGAACAUGCUAUGCGUAAGGCAGUUGUCAAGAACAUCGAAGCAGUCAUUCUUGAAAUGUGGCCAUCAGCAAGGGUUGAUGUAUUUGGUUCAUUCAGGACAGGGCUCUACCUCCCAACAAGUGAUAUAGACUUGGUAGUUAUAGGUGAUUGGACAGAAACUCCUUUGAGGACUCUAGAAGAUGGUCUUCUGCAACGAGGAGUCUGUGAUAAAGAUAACAUAAAAGUUCUUGAUCGAGCUACUGUUCCAAUAGUCAAACUUACUGAAAAAUCAUCUGGUGUAAAGAUUGACAUAUCAUUUAAUAUGAACAAUGGAUUACGCUCUGCAGAGCUCAUCAAAGAAUUUAAGGCUAAGUUCCCAGCACUAGGCAACAGAGUAGUAAGAUCUAGACUAUACUGGGCAGACUGUGUUGUGGGUUACACUAGGGAAUCAGAUUCUGGAAGACAACAGCAAUGA
Nezara viridula (southern green stink bug) is the source of this 513-nucleotide messenger RNA. NCBI's taxonomy places the organism in Eukaryota, Metazoa, Arthropoda, Insecta, Hemiptera, Pentatomidae. The record is from the annotation of a GenBank genome assembly.